Pangasianodon hypophthalmus (striped catfish) is the source of this 2446-nucleotide messenger RNA. RefSeq lists its product as uncharacterized. Lineage: Eukaryota; Metazoa; Chordata; Actinopteri; Siluriformes; Pangasiidae. The record is from RefSeq and is a predicted model, not a curated record. Gene Ontology annotation, cellular component: cytosol. Gene Ontology annotation, molecular function: guanyl-nucleotide exchange factor activity; protein binding. The transcript has 5 exons. Bases 604 to 1440 code for a protein of 278 amino acids. Gene Ontology annotation, biological process: positive regulation of GTPase activity.
ACAUAUGUAUUUGAGGAAUUAGUGGUCAACUGUAGCUUGUAUUUAGAAAGUACUUCAGACUGCUUAUAUGUGCGUAUUAAUAAUAGCAUCGUGUAGUCUCUUUAUUUAUUAUUUUUGAUUAAUUCAGUUAAUUCUGUUAUGUUUUAUUUGGUUUGCUUUCAUUGGCUAUAUUUGUAUUGGCUCUCACUGAAUCCCAGAUAUAUAUGCAAAUGAGUAAUAUAAUUAUGCAAAUGAGUAUUAAAAUACUCAGUAUAUGAGAAUACUGCGUAUUUUAAACUUGCCUUUCACUGUGUAUUGCAUGGCAGUAACAUAGUGACUACCUAUCAGCCAAGAAGCUUUAAGGAGAUUUAGGAUUUGGAGUGCAUUACAGAGUGGGGGUGAGGAAGGAUUGAGAAGGAAAGAAACUGUAUGGGAAAAAAAAGCACAGCUCAAACACAGGGAAACAGGAUGGCGGGGCAAGCAUAUUUCAGGAUAAAUUUGUACAUCAGGAUGUCUGAGAAUAAUGUGCAAGGUCAUCAGAAUGCCUGUAUGUUGUGUGUAGCUGAGACUCUGAUACGCACACAUGGACAGGAGGACUGUUAGGUACCACCUUCCCAGCACAGCAUGGAUUCACUCAGUGCUGCUUUAGGUGCCAUCAGUGUUACCACAGAGCUGGUUGUGGAGGAACUUGAGCCUCACAUAGAAACACUCCUGACUGCAGCGGUAAAGAGGGAGAGCAGCAUAGCUGAGCAGGUGGUAAAGAGUGGCAUUCUGCCGGUCCUGGCUCAGGCCUUGAGGAGGAGAAGCGCCCUCACUGUACACACAGCCAGACUGGUGGCUGAGCUCUCCAGGGAGGCUUCCUUCAGAGACAGCUGCUUUGAGACUGGAAUUGUAUCUGCUCUUCUGACUCUGCUGCUCAGUGAGAACCCUGAGCUACUGCUGCAUGUUAGCCGAGCCAUCGGGAGAAUCUGCUGUGACAGCAAUCUGCAGCAGGACAGGCUGUUGAGACUGGGAGCUGUCCCCAGACUGGUGUCUGUGCUGCUGCAGUAUUCUGAGAAUGAGGCCUUGCUGAGCUCCUGUCUGCUGGCUCUGUGUAACCUGGCUGAUAUGGGUGAAGAGGAUGGCUCUACACUUGUCUGGGAGAAGAGAGGCCAUUUUGACGAGAAAGUGCAUGUGUUCCAUGGCACCUUGCAGCAUUCGUUUGGCUUUGCGUCAGCAGUGACAGUGGUCCGACUAAACCAGUGGUCUCAGGGACAGUACUUAGUAAGUGUGGAAGUGGUGCAGAAAUGCUCCACUCUCUUGUGGAAGGAACGCAACAGACGACAGACUGAACGGCGCCUGCUAAGUUUCACCUACUUGGGCUUUUUCCCCAAAUUCUACAAGGUUAUAAAGUACUCUAUGAGGAACAUUCCUAAGAACAGGAGUCGUCUGAAGACAGCACUGUUUCACACUUUCUUAUGAAGAUAGAUUACAUAUCAGGUGUGCAUUUUAGGAAAAAUGUUCAGCUCAGGUGUUCAUUUGAGGAAAAAUUUAUCAAAAGUAGAAAACCUUAAAACUGUUACUUAAGCAAGAAUGUUUGGUGAAACAGAUGAUGGGGAAAAAAAUGGAGAGAAAAAGAUGUGGACCACCAGCAUCCAGACAAUCAGGAUAAGGAGACAUCUCUAUCUGCUUGUCAGUCAUGUUUCUUGUCAAGUCAGAAAGCAUUCUAACCUAGAUAACCAUGGGCAUGUGUUUUGUGAGGCAAGACUUUUGAGGAAUCCCUGAAAGGACUGUAUUUGUAUGAAAUUUAGUAGUUUUUUUUUUUUUUUUUUUGCUUUGCGCUAAGCUUAAGAUGGGAUGGAGGCUAAGGUGCAAUAUGUUGUUUGCAUCAGUCUGUCUGUAUCUUAGAGGCCUUACACUACUGGAUUCCAUGAUCAACUGCAGAAAGAGGCUUAACCAAAUUCACUGCUUUGUAUUCAUAAAAAGCAUUCACGUCCUUAAAAACUAACCGUAGUGUGUGAAUACACUGCUUUCAUAAUAUUGCCAGAGGUUACAGGCAAAUUCACUUCUAUUUCAUCAAUAUGUCAAAUGAUUACAGAAAAAAAAUGUAAAAUGAAAUGUAGUUGUAAUUCUACCAUUGUAACCUUUGUUUUUGUACACACAUCUGAAAAAUGAAUAGAUGAUAAUAAGAAAUCUAGCUUUUUAUGUGUUAAAUAUGACAUUUCUUAAUUUUUAAAGCAUGACCUUUCUUAUGUAUUAAGUAUGACAUUUCAGAACUGACAUACACAUAUGUUUUAUAUUUCUGCUAUAGCUUUUCCAACUUGUCUGCUUCUACUACUCUUAUUAUUACAGUUGUCUUACCAUCUGCUUAUGACUGCUUAGGUUAAAUAUAUUAAAUAUUUUAAGGGAAUGUUGUCCUUUCUCUUGAACUUCAGGUUGUGGUGUUGUUCACGUUGGUCUGUGAGUGUUGUUAGCUGCUCCCAGUCCA